Dicrocoelium dendriticum is the source of this 237-nucleotide messenger RNA. The record is from the annotation of a GenBank genome assembly. NCBI's taxonomy places the organism in Eukaryota, Metazoa, Platyhelminthes, Trematoda, Plagiorchiida, Dicrocoeliidae.
AUGCCGCUAGGGCUGUUACCGCACUUUGUGUCACACCCACUUCAACCGACUGGCAGCUCCACGACAUCUCCUCCUCCCGCGCCUCUGCAACCAUACAUCAACAGACCUUCCCCUAAGCCCUGCCGAGACCCCGCUACUCACUCCCCCAUUCCUCCGAAAAAGCACCCACCACCCGCUUCCCCCGCGCUGCUCUACAUCUACCCCCUACGCCACUCAUCCCCACUCCGCAACUCAUAA